ACAGAACAAGAUUGAUGUAAAUCUAGGCAACCACUCAAUCAGAAAUUAAAUUCCGGCUGCUCGCAGAAUUCCCAUAACUUCUGAAUCCCUAUAGAUUCGAAAGUCCACAGCUUGGAUGAAAGAGAUAUUGUUUGAUAAUUGAUACUACAACCUCUAUUACAUACUCUAAUUUACAUACUCAAAGCCUGAGCAACAUGACAGACAUCACCGACGCAGAGAACGAAGCCCGUAUGCAACGUGGAGAAUUGUAUUACGCUUUUAAACCUUCAUUGGUUGCUAAACGAAAGAAGGCAGCGCAGACUGUUCAUGACUUCAAUUCGGCCCAUGGAGCUUCGAGACGAAAACUCGUCGAGUUGUGGAAAGCGUUGGUCAAUUCCACCCGUUUGAAUGUUCCGUCUUAACUUGUGCCUAGUAUUGCUGAUGACAAUACGCCUCUACCACCUCCUGCAUCAACUGAAGAAGAAGACGAAAUCCUUUUGCAGGAUGAGCCCUAUAUUGAUGCCCCCAUUACUAAAGUUGAUUAUGGGUUCAACGUAAAGUAUGGAUUCCCAUGUCACUAUUAACAUUGUUAAAAGCUCAUUCUUCUUAGACUUGGUAAAGGUGUUUAUGUCAAUUCCAAUGCGACCUUCAUAGAUACUUGUCCAAUCACCAUCGGUGCUCGUACUAUGAUGGGACCAAAUUGCUCCUUUUAUUCUGGAAAGCACCCCAUCGACCCGUUCCUCCGAAAUGGUAUCAAAGGCCCGGAAGAUGGAAUGUCCAUUGUUAUUGAGGAGGAUUGUUGGCUUGGUGGGAACGCGAUUGUUUUGCCGGGUACUACCAUCGGAAGAGGAAGCACCGUUGGAGCAGGUAGUGUGGUCACAGGAGAUGUUCCAAGAUUUUGUGUUUUAGCAGGAAACCCAGCACGUAUACUUCGGAGUAUCGAGCCGAAAGUACCAAACCCAAACCCGGAUUCAAAGGCCUUGAGUGAUGAAGUGGCGGUUGCAGCUGCAAGUAUAAUCGGACCAGUAUAA
Messenger RNA from Hymenoscyphus albidus, 1010 nucleotides. NCBI's taxonomy places the organism in Eukaryota, Fungi, Ascomycota, Leotiomycetes, Helotiales, Helotiaceae. The record is from the annotation of a GenBank genome assembly.